AGACUGCAUCCCUACUCUCCUAGAGGCACACACAGCUGCGAUCAUGGCAUUUGACGGCACCUGGAAAGUAGACCGCAAUGACAACUACGACAAGUUCAUGGAGAAGAUGGGCAUUAACGUGGUGAAAAGGAAGCUUGCAGCACAUGACAAUUUGAAACUGACCAUCACACAGGAAGGAAAUAAAUUCACAGUCAAAGAAUCAAGCACCUUUCGAACAAUUGAGAUUGUGUUUGAACUCGGGGUCAACUUUACCUAUAGUCUAGCAGAUGGAACGGAACUCAGUGGGACCUGGAACAUGGAGGGGAAUAAACUUGUUGGAAAAUUCACACGUGUAGACAAUGGGAAGGAGCUGCUUGCUGUCCGAGAAGUUUCUGGUGGUGAACUAAUCAAUACCUACAUAUAUGAAGGAGUUGAAGCAAAGCGUUUCUUUAAGAAGGAGUAAGAAAGCUUGGAGCCCAGAGCAUAACUGAAGAGCUAAACUCAUGUCGGAUUUCUGUCUCCAUCGUGCUAACGCCAGGGCUGAUUCAUCCUUUUAUGAGCACUGGUAUAUUUCUAGUGUUGUCAAAGCCAUAGAGGUAAAAGCUAAUUAGGAUUUCAUUUGUUUUAUGUUUCUUAGCUGGUAUUUUAAAGGAAAAUAAAUAUUGUUCUCAUA
Molecule: messenger RNA, 652 nt
Organism: Meriones unguiculatus (Mongolian gerbil)
Lineage: Eukaryota; Metazoa; Chordata; Mammalia; Rodentia; Muridae
Gene: Fabp2
Product: fatty acid binding protein 2
Exons: 4
Coding region: 44-442 (132 amino acids)
Biological process (GO): fatty acid transport
Cellular component (GO): cytosol; nucleus
Molecular function (GO): fatty acid binding
Source: RefSeq, a predicted model, not a curated record